AGCCUUCAACACGCUGUCUGUCUGUCUGUCUGUCUCUUUUGUUGUGGUUGCUGUCGAUGGUUUGGCCCACAAAGCCAGUCACUGCUGGCCUCGCUGCCAUGGCAACCAGAAAAUACUCAGUCCACCAGUGUGUGUGUGUGUGUGUGUGUGUGUUCGGGGAUAGAGAGCAGAAGGAGUCCAGAGGGACGACAACAACACCAGACUGAUCUUCACCUUUAGAUCCAGUUCUACCAUCUUCAUCUUCAUCAACGGGCUGAUUUGUGUCAGAUGGCGUCCAGCAGCUCCUGUCUGCUGCCUCCAGUGAAGAGUGUGGUGGUCUACAGGAACGGAGACCCCUACCACAGCGGACGCAGGUUUGUGGUGAACCAGCGGCAGGUGACCUCCAUGGAGGCCUUUCUGACCGAGGUGACACAGAACAUCGGGGCCCCGCUGGCCGUCAGGACCCUGUACACCCCCAGACGGGGCCACAGGGUCUCAGAGCUCCAGGAGCUCCAGACUGGAGCCCAGUACGUCGCUGCUGGCUUCGAGAGGUUCAAGAAGCUGGAUUACCUCAAUGGAAGAACAAAAAAGCAGCCUGCAGCCCGAGAAGAAACCCAGGCCAAAGCAGCUCAGAGGCCGAAUGUUUCAGCCAAAUGGAGGAAGGUGAUUCCUCUGCCUUGUAUUAUACACGUUUUCCGUAAUGGAGAUCUCCUGUGUCCACCGUUCCGCUUCAUCAUUCCUCGGAGCAUGCAGCAGCAGCUGGAGCAGAUCCUGAGUCUGGUCUCAGAGAAGGUCAGCUUACGGACCGGAGCUGUUCGCAGGCUGUGCUCUCUGGAAGGAGCCACCGUGUCCUCAGCGGUGGAGCUGGAGACUGGAAGCUGCUACGUUGCCGUGGGAACUGAGAGGUUCAAGAAACUCCCAUAUGUGGAGCUGCUGGUUUCAAAAGCUACAGAGAGAUAUUAUGCGGGAAAGAGAAGGCUGUUCAGGAGAAAUGAGAACAGGAAGGCAGGAAGUGGACCAGAAGACCAGUACAGUGACUCGGCUCUCCUAGACUCCCCAGAGUCAGACGGUCGGAGAGUGAAGUCGACAGGAGACGAAGCUGCACCUCCUCCAGCUGCUCAGCAGAGGAGAGGAGGAGCAGACGACUCCUCCUUCUUCUCCAGACCGGCCAAGAUCCUCCACAACAGGAGCACCAACAGGAGCAUCAACAUGUCCAGACCUCCACUCACCCACAGAUCUGUCAAGCCCAGCGUGUUUAAAAGAGGACGGAGGAGGAGAGAGGAGGUACGAGGAGCAGAGGAGGUCCACGAGGAUGAAAACACAGAGACGGAGCUUCCUGUCGACCAGAGAGCUGCAGAAACAGUGGAGGACGAGGAGCUGAACAACCACAGAGAUCCUCUUCAGAACAACCAGCAGAACAACCAGCAGAACAACCAGCAGAACAACCAGCAGAGAUAUCCACAAAUUAUAGAAAGUGAGCAGCAGAAUGGGAGAGAACACCCACAGGAGCUGAAAGCAGAUCAGACUCAAGAUGUUGUGAAACAGACAGAAAAGACAGAAAUAACGGACUCGGAGCUGAAGAAGACGUCAAGACCUUCGUCAUCUCAGAGGAACAACGAGGAAGAGGAGGAGGAGAAUCAACACGUCGCCUCGUCACUAACAGCAGAACAGAAUCAUGACGAGGAAAACCGCUGAGUCAUCACAACACCACAUGAUUAUUAUUAUUAUUAUUAUUAUUAUUAUUAUUAUUAUGACGACCUGUACGGAGAAAUGAAUGUUUUAGUAAAAAGGUAGAACUUCUAACUGUGCUGAUGAGCCAAACAACAACAUUAAAGGUACUAUGUCAUGACAUUUAUAUGGAUUAAUAGCUUUGUGUUUCAUAUUUUUAUUGAUGUGUAAACAGAAACAACAGAGGGACAAACGAUAGAUAUAUAUAUAU
Molecule: messenger RNA, 1918 nt
Organism: Centropristis striata (black sea bass)
Lineage: Eukaryota; Metazoa; Chordata; Actinopteri; Perciformes; Serranidae
Gene: dcdc2b
Product: doublecortin domain containing 2B
Exons: 15
Coding region: 268-1674 (468 amino acids)
Biological process (GO): intracellular signal transduction
Cellular component (GO): microtubule; microtubule organizing center
Source: RefSeq, a predicted model, not a curated record